Messenger RNA from Pseudogymnoascus destructans, 537 nucleotides. RefSeq lists its product as uncharacterized. The coding region runs from base 1 to 537 and encodes 178 amino acids. The record is from RefSeq and is a predicted model, not a curated record. The transcript has 4 exons. NCBI's taxonomy places the organism in Eukaryota, Fungi, Ascomycota, Leotiomycetes, Thelebolales, Thelebolaceae.
AUGGCACUGGUUUCAAAAGAAGAGCUGAAUAAGCUCAUCAUGGAGUUCGUUCGUGAAAGCGACCCGGAUGGAAAGGAAGUGGAAAAGAUGAGCUUUUUUGCUGUAUAUGGCUGGGGCCCAUUGCUCGCUGCUACUGGGACUGUUGAGAUCGCCAUCUCCAGGAAGCAGCCAGAUGCCACCAAAGACUUCGAACCAUUGGACAUGGGCAACAUGCGCAAGGCCAUGCCAAAAGGCACAAUGCACCCCAAGCCUCCGUCCCAGGUUGAAGAGUGUUUCUGCGCACCAUUGGCCCUCAAAACCCAUGAACUGGAGAGCCCGACUCCAAGCACCAGCAAGAGAUCCAGAGGCGGCAGAGCUGAAGUGACGAGAUCCAUGGCCAGGCAGUUGCAGGAGAACAUGCCCACCCGCAAUGACCGCAUCCUCGAAAAUAUUGGCGGAAAGAGAGAGUUCACCUUGACUGAGCUUGCGAACAUGUCGCCUGCCGAAAAGGCAGUUGCAAAGUCGCUCAUGAGCCCCAACAAAAAGACAAAGAGGUAA